This is a messenger RNA of Camelina sativa (false flax), 2080 nucleotides long. The record is from RefSeq and is a predicted model, not a curated record. Lineage: Eukaryota; Viridiplantae; Streptophyta; Magnoliopsida; Brassicales; Brassicaceae.
UUUGGUUGAUUCGUAUUCCUGAGAGAAUGGGAAAGGUCAGAGGCGAAGUAGAAGAAGAAGAAGGUGAAGCUAUUGUAGCUCUGGGCUCUCUCUUCAAGCUUACUCAAAUCCAUCUAUGGGACGAUGGGUCUACAAAUACUCAUUUAGUUCCUCUCUUCCAUGAACACAGUGGUGUAAGUGUUCUUUAUAUAGUUGAAUUUGUCUUAUGCUUCUGUGAAUUUUGGGUUCAAAUUUUGGUAAUGCAGAUACCCCUAAACAAGAGUGUUGAUGAUACUUCUGGAAUUGCGAAUAUUAGGUCUGAGGAGAUGGGAUUGAUGAAAGAGAUGACUGCUAUGGGUCUUCCGGUUUCCUUCCGAACAAAUAAGGAGUGGAAAAACAGAACAAGAGGCUACCAAAAGAAAGGGCUCAAGGUUCAAAUAAACGACGAGGCUAAUGUUCUUUUCGUAGAAGAAGACAACAAGGAUGUAGCAUCCACUAUAAAUUUGGUUUCUGAUUUGAAGACUUCUGAUUAUGCUAUUGGUGAUGAUGAGGACGUUCACAAACUGUGUGUAGAAGAUGAUUGUGUUCAAAGUACCACAGUCGGAAAAGAAAAUCAUGAUGUUGUUGUAGAAAGCUGUGUCUUGGGAAAUGAAGAUGGAGAGUCUCAGGGUGAUAACCAUGAAUCUAAUGAAUGGAAAGUCUACUGGGAUUCUUUCUAUGGACGGAGUUAUUUUUACAAUGUUAAGACACAAGAGUCCACAUGGGAGCCGCCACUUGGGAUCGAGCAUCUAGCUUAUAGCAACGAAAGCCACAACUUGACUGAAUUGGCUAUAGAGACAACAGAGAAUCAACAUGAUUCCCUGUUUGGAACUGGACCUGCCGAUAAAGUUGAUGCUGAAAAACCUGAUGAUCUUGGUGGAGUUUGUCAGAGUCAAUGUGAAACAGAAGCCCUAGCCGAAGUUAACAGUUUGGCUGAUACAUACCAAGAAACUUCUGUUGGAAGUCAACCUUUUGAUAUUACUACUCUUGAUGAAGAGGGAAACGGUGCAUCUGUUGUUGUCAAUACCGUUAGGAAGGCUAAGAAGGAGUCCAGAAGAUCUCGAGCCAGAAAGAAAUUACUCGAUUCGUACACAGGGACUGGAAUGAAAGGUGUUCUUGAAGAAUACUCUGCAAUCCUUGGCAAGUAUUGGUGCCAAAGAUACCUCCUCUUCUCCAGAUUUGAUGAAGGCAUCAAAAUGGACGAGGAAGGAUGGUUUUCUGUCACUCCUGAACUUAUAGCUAAGCAUCAUGCCGCACGUUGUAAUGAAGGCAUAGUCAUUGACUGUUUUACAGGAGUUGGUGGAAAUGCUAUUCAGUUUGCAUCAAGGAGUCACUAUGUGAUUGCAGUUGAUUUGGAUCCAAAGAAACUUGAUUUAGCGCAGCAUAAUGCUGCCAUAUAUGGUGUUGCUGAUAAAAUCGACUUUGUGAAGGGAGACUUCUUUGACUUGGCACAUAACUUGAAGGCAGGCACUGUAUUCCUAUCGCCUCCCUGGGGAGGUCCUGAUUAUCUUAAAGCAAGUACGUAUGACAUGAAGACAAUGUUGAGACCUCGUGAUGGAGACGCUCUAUUUAAGGCGGCCAUGAACAUUGCGUCAACAGUCAUUAUGUUUCUUCCAAGAAAUGUUGAUAUUAACCAAUUGGCAGAACUAGCCUUAUCAACAUCUCCUCCAUGGUCACUGGAGGUGGAAAAGAACUACGUAAAUGGGAAGCUGAAGGCGAUAACAGCAUAUUACGUCAGACAAAAUAGUUCUUAGAACUUAUAAGAAGACAGCGGUUUCUUCUCACAAAUUCGAUGCAGGAAGGCCACAAAGGGCGAAAGGUACCUUGCAAUCUGCAUUUGUGUCAGCUUGUUGAAUCCAAGUAGAUGAAAAGUGUUGUGAUCAUAAGUUAUGCGUUUGUAUGUAAAAAAUGUGUUUUGCCAACUCUGGGUUUAAGCCCAUUCGAUAUAAAACUCUGAUUCAGAAAUUUUGUGUUAUGCAAUCAAUCAUUGCUUCAAACUGUGAAUUGAAAAUGAAACUUGUGUAAGAAAACGAAGUGAGACAGAAGUGUUUCUAAUUUUCUA